This is a messenger RNA of Fusarium verticillioides 7600, 588 nucleotides long. RefSeq lists its product as hypothetical. The record is from RefSeq and is a predicted model, not a curated record. The coding region runs from base 1 to 588 and encodes 195 amino acids. Lineage: Eukaryota; Fungi; Ascomycota; Sordariomycetes; Hypocreales; Nectriaceae. The transcript has a single exon.
AUGGGUCAUCCUCAAAACGGAGGUGUCCCAGGGCAAGCGCCCGUCCCUUUCCCUCCUCCCCCUCACCCUCCUCCUCCAGUUGUGGCAUAUCCAGCGUAUGGACAAGUCCCUUAUUCUAUGCCGCCGCAACCGUACAUCUACCCUCCCUACGCCUCGGUGGUGUACCAAAACGCUGGGCCACCGGGAUAUUAUCCUUAUGCGAAUCCUGUGCCUGUAUACGUACCUCUACCCCCACAGGGUCAGGUGAAUCAAGCAGCUCAAGGUCAAGCGCAUAUGCCUCAGCUCACUCAGGGCGAAGGCAAUCACCCGGCUCAAGUCCCAGGCCAAUAUCAUGGUUCAAGUUGGCGUCGCCGCCAUCGUAGUCGCGUUCAAGCUCGCGGCCGGGGUAAUGGCAGAGGUAACAGGGGGCAGCCAAACAGGCGUCAGGUAGGCCGCGACAAUUGCUUCCCGCGACCCCAGAACCUGGAGAGCCUUCCUGAGCCAUUUAAGAAGCUUUUCACGCUGCUCGAUUCUGGUGCAGAUGUUUCAGAUUCACUCCAACUGAGUUCCGAUCUGGACAGUCGAGGGGUCAAGCAAGAGCCACAAUAG